Messenger RNA from Apis mellifera (honey bee), 2426 nucleotides. RefSeq names its product sphingosine-1-phosphate lyase (gene Sply). Gene Ontology annotation, molecular function: sphinganine-1-phosphate aldolase activity; pyridoxal phosphate binding. Gene Ontology annotation, biological process: sphingolipid catabolic process; carboxylic acid metabolic process. Gene Ontology annotation, cellular component: endoplasmic reticulum. The coding region runs from base 160 to 1809 and encodes 549 amino acids. The transcript is spliced from 9 exons. The record is from RefSeq and is a predicted model, not a curated record. NCBI's taxonomy places the organism in Eukaryota, Metazoa, Arthropoda, Insecta, Hymenoptera, Apidae.
AUAUAUUAUAUUUUCGACUGUACAAUAUAUUUUUAGAAAUAACAAUUCAUAAAACGAAAUUAUAAAGAAAGAUUCGGAGCUGCCAUCUGUUAAUAGCCGUUUUUGUAUAAAAAUCAUUUCGCUGGAAUAUUAUAUAGACACACAUCCGAGAUUAUAAACAUGUAUACUCUUGGUCUUAACAGUGUGAAACAAUUGAUUAAUAGUUAUUUUAAAAGCAAAGAACCAUGGCAAAUAGUAGCUAUAACAAGUACAACUAUCCUUACUUCAAUCUGGUUAUGGAAUUUUAUUUUUCAAGAUGAAAGUCUUACAGAAAGAGCAAAGAAGAAAUUAUUUAAUUUAAUGCAUUUUAUACCUGCUAUUAGAAAUAAAAUUGAUCAAGAAUUAGAUAAUAUUAAUCAGAUAUUUGAAAAAGAAACUUUACAGAGAUUAAAAAAAGUUCCUUUUGUUGUAAAACUUCCAGAAAAAGGCUUGAAACCAAAAGAAGUAUUAGAAAGAGUAAAACAAUGUGUUCAAUUAGGUGAUUACAAUUGGAAAGAUGGUAAAGUAUCUGGAGCUAUAUACAGAGUUGAUAUCAAUCUCUUACAAUUAAUGGGAGAUAUUUAUAGCAUUGCAUCAUAUACAAACCCAUUACAUCCUGAUGUUUUUCCUGGUAUAUGCAAGAUGGAAGCAGAAGUGGUUAAAAUAGCUUGCAAUUUAUUCCAUGGGGAUAAUGCUUCUUGUGGUACUAUGACUAGUGGUGGUACAGAAUCAAUUUUAUUGGCAUGUAAAACAUACAGAGAUUAUGCAAGACACGUAAAAGGUAUAAAAAAUCCUGAAAUAAUAAUGCCAGUAACAGCACAUUCUGCUUUUGAUAAAGCUGCUCAGUACUUAAAACUUAAAGUACGUUCUGUACCUGUUGAUCAACAUAGUUAUACUGUUUGUAUUAAAUCUAUGGAAAAAGCUAUUACAAGAAAUACAAUAAUGUUAGUAGGAUCAGCACCAAAUUUUCCAUAUGGAACAAUGGAUAAUAUUCAAGCAAUCUCUGACUUAGGAGUAAAGUACAACAUCCCUGUUCAUGUCGAUGCUUGUCUUGGUGGAUUUUUAAUAUGUUUUAUGAAAAAUGCAGGCUUUGAUAUAUCACCUUUUGACUUCAAACUUUCUGGAGUCACAAGUAUAUCAGCUGAUACACAUAAAUAUGCUUAUGCUCCAAAAGGUUCUUCACUUAUUCUUUAUAGAAAUAAGAAGAUAAGACAUUAUCAGUACACCAUAACUACUGAUUGGCCUGGUGGUAUUUAUGGCUCUCCAACUGUAAGUGGUUCAAGAGCUGGUGGAGUCAUAGCAUCGUGUUGGGCCACAUUAAUGUAUUUUGGUUAUAAUGAAUAUUUAGAAUCAACAAAAAAAAUUAUAAAAACUACUAGAUAUAUUGAACAAAGAUUGAGAAAAUUAAAAGGAAUAUUUAUUUUUGGUACACCUGCUACAUCAGUUAUCGCAUUAGGAUCAAAUGAUUUUCAUAUUUAUAAACUUUCUGAAGCUUUAAACGCAAAAGGAUGGAAUUUAAAUACACUUCAAUUUCCUUGCGGUAUACAUCUUUGUGUUACAUAUGUUCAUACACAGUCAGGUGUAGCAGAUCAAUUUUUAAGCGAUGUUGAAACUGAAUUAGAAGAAAUUUUAAAAAAUCCAGAAACUCCUGUUGAAGGAAAGUUUGCAAUUUAUGGUAUGAGUCAGAGUAUACCAGAUAGAAGUAUCGUUGGCGAUUUUGCAAAAUGUUUCUUAGAUUCUAUGUAUUUUACUCCUGAAAAUGAAACAAUUAGCAAUGGUCCAAAUAUUUAAAUUGAUUGCAUUAUUAUAAUAAUUUUCAUAAAGUUAAACAUAAAUUUAUAGAUAAAACAAUAGGAAAUUUAAACAAAAAUGAUAGAUUGAUUUAGGAAUUUUUUACAAUUACAUUAUUUACAAUUACAAGAUUUAAUUAUUAAAAGAUUAAAUUUAAUAGAUAUUGUGUUAUACACUAAAGAGAAAUUUAAUAACUAUAUAAAUGAAAUAAUUGAAGGAUAUAUUUUAUAUAAUACAAUAUAUUUUUAACUAUUUAAAUAUACACAUUUAUAGUACAAAACUUUAUUCUAAUCAAAAUAUAUUUUUCUUAACAAUAUUUUUACACAUUUUGUAAAAUAUAUACAUAUAUAUACAUAUGUAUACAUAUAUAUAUAUUUGUUAAUCAUGGAUUUGUAAUAAAUACAAUUACAUUUAUUUGAUACUUCUUAUAAAAUAACAUUUAAAAAUAUUUAUCUACUAUAAAUUUUAGAUAUUUUUAUUAUGUUAAUUCCAAUAUGAAAUAUGUGUAAAAUGUACUAAAUCAAUUCAAUCAUAAAAUUACUAUUUAAAAAAUUGUAUAAUUUGAUGGAAUGCAUUUCUGGUAAUGAAAUUAUUGAAAAUAAAGAAUUUAAAUAAUA